AUGCAGAGUGACAAGGGCGGGGCAUCGCUCACGCCGGCGCUGCAGCUGCAGUCGCUGCGGUCACAGAGCAGCCACAGCAUCGCCGCUCACGGCUCAGCCGCACACGACGCGCGCGCCACAUCAGCGGAAUCCACUGACCCAGACAACAAGGCAAGUGCGCUCCACCAGCACGAGCAGCAGAAACAGCAGCAGCACGAGCAACAGGAGCAGGAUGCACGCUCGUCUCUGCUGAUGCGACGCCAGCCACAUGGACAAGGCCCACCACCACUGCAUCUCCGACACACCAGCACGCAGUCCAUGCCAUCACUCCGUCUCACACGCAGCGGGAGUGCUGGUGCUGGCACCUGUGGGGAGCGAACGCGCCACGCAGCAAGCAUGGGCGAGACAGGCAGUGGCGGCGCUGGUACUGUCGAUGGUGAUCUGUUUGCAGACACCACAUCGCCGUCAUCCACGCCGGGUGUUGGCGCUGCCCACCCAGCCGGUGUCACCACCACGGCACCUGCAACCAGCAUGAUGGACACUCGCAUGGAUAUGGACACGGCGAGCGAUGCAGCUGGUCACCAUCAUCAACACCACCGCCACCACCACCACGGUCACAGCAGCAUGAUGCAGGAUGAAGGUGAGCCGUUGAUUGGCGGUGUUGUGUCCAACACGUCCCACCGCCAGCACCAGCGCGUGAAGGAUGACGAUGAAUCAGGUCUCUCGUCCUCACAACAGGCGGCAGAGACGCUCGUGGCCAUGUCCACGCAGGCAACGCCACAGGCACGUUGUGCUGCAUCGGCAUCAGCCGCGUCACACGGCAGACAUGACGGCCUUGCGUCCAGCACAACUGAACACAAGCAGCAGGAGGCGCCUGGGGAUGAGCAGUCGUCAUCCCAGCUCUCUCGCGCCACCCAACAGCUGCUCAGCACACGCAUGCCGCCAGCCAGCGCGGCGGCAAGCGGCGAUGACGCAAGCGUUUCCUCCAUUCUCGACCUGCAGAAACGCAUUAUGCAAUCGCAGGCGCGCCUGGCCAAGACCCAGCACCAGCAGCAGCAGCAGCAAGGACAGGGGCAGGAGGAACAUCAGGCCAAACCGCCACAGGGACAACAACAGCAGCACCAAGCGAUUGAAGACUUCCUGCGACGCGCGGCAGACCAAUCAGGCGAGCAGUCACAGCAGCAACAGCAGCAGCAGCAGCACACGCAACCCACACUACUGUCAUACUCGCUGUCACCCACGUCAUACACAUCAUCGCCCUCCCCGGGUGCCAGCAUGGGUGCAGGGUUCUGGCAGCAGCAGCAGCAACAGCAGCCGAUGCCUGGCGUGCCUUCGUCAUCAGCAACAUCAUCGGCAUCGUCCAUGUCGCAGCCGGAUGCCGGUCGCUCCCUCAUGAUGCUCCUGCAACAACAGCACCACCACCAGCAGCAGCCCAUGUCAACGGCGUCGCCUUCAUCGCCGGGCAUGUCGCGUGCGUCCAACCACGCCCCACCUUCCCAUUCGGGAAAGAGGCGGCCUGGCCCAGACCCGCUCCCUGCAAAGCGACCUGGGAGCUCCCAUGACCUCUCACAGCGCAUGGCACCGCAACAGCGCCAGCAGCCAUCGUCCACGCUCAGUGGUGGUGGUGGUGGUGGUGGUGGCGGCGGCGGUGACAUGAUGCAAGGCAUGCGCACGCCGAUGCAAUCAACAGGCACCAUGUCGCCACUUGCAGGCACACCCCCACUGGGCGUCUCUCCCGUCGCCAUUGCAGAGAUGCUGCGACACUUCCAGGGGCCAGACACCCAAGACCAACAGCAGCAACACCACCAACAACAGCAGCAGCAACAGCAGCAACAGCAGCAGCAGCAGUUGCUUGAAAACCUUCGCCAGCUCCAGCAACUCCAGCAGCAGCAGCAGCAGCCUCCGCGACAACAAGUGGGCGGGUUUCAGCAAGUGUCACCGCAGCAGCUGACGGCAUCACCAUCAAGGUCAAGGCAGCAGCACCAGCAACACAUGGGCAACGCGCGCAUGCAACCCAUGUCUGCGUUCCCUUUUCAACCGCAGCCGCAACAGCAGCCACAACAGCAGCCGCAGCCGCAGCAAAGCCGCCAGCUCUCGCCAAUGGCCAUGCAAUCCAUGUUCCCUGGUCUUGACUUCAGCGCGCUGCCUGUUGACAGCAGCGGCGUUGCCCUCACAGGCAUGUCUGGUGGCAUUCCCCAUCAGAUGUCACCACUGGCCAUGCAGCCGCAACAGCAGCACCAGCAAUCACCAUCGCACCAGCCGCAACAGCAGCACCACCAGCAGCCUGCACAGGCGUUUUUCCAGCCUGGCACGUUCGCACCACAGCUGCCUUCAAUGCAGAUGACGACAUCACCGCAACUGCAGCAGCAACACAUGGACGCCAUGCAACGCUCGCACGCGUCCCCACAACAGCUGACCGCCGCGCAAUUUGAACCGCGAAUGCCGGACAGCGGGGAUGUGGAAUCCCCGUCCGGGAUCAGCACGGACAUGAUGGCUGGCCUGGCGGUGGAAGACCCAGCCAGUCGCAUUGCGCGUCUGCUUGGCUAUCCACGGCCAGCCAAGCGCGAAAGCAACAUCUGCUGCGUCUGUCAGCGCGAGAGCGAUCACGGCAUGCGGGGGCAGCUGUGCUCCACGUGCUACUGUGGCGUGUACAAUGACAUUCGCAAAUGGGUGCGGCGAGACCCGCGUCGCGUGUUUUACCUCAACGACAUGCGGCAGUUUUCCUUUGACCAACUCAUCGAAGAUCUCAAGGAAAUGCCUCGCGGGUGCUCCCAAAACUACCAGUGCACGGAUGAAAACUUCCACCAAGACUCUGUGUCCAAGUGCACACGCUGCCGCACCAUUGCCGCGUGCCAUCGCGAUCCCAACAUGUCUGAUGACUGCACACUGCGUCUAUGCCCGCUGUCAUGCCAGUGAGCAUGCGAGUGCUCACAGACGAACACGACACGUAUACUCCGGCGACUAUCAUCUCACGCUUGUUCUUGCUCCCCCAUGCCCAAACGCACUGUUCUUUCUUUGAUCAACACCAUACAUGACGGGCAUGCCACCAACACCACUGCUGGCGAUCCGUGUGAAAACAACGACCAACUUUCAACUUUGGACUGCACAUGGACGAUGU
Messenger RNA from Salpingoeca rosetta, 3097 nucleotides. RefSeq lists its product as uncharacterized. The transcript has 7 exons. The record is from RefSeq and is a predicted model, not a curated record. NCBI's taxonomy places the organism in Eukaryota, Choanoflagellata, Craspedida, Salpingoecidae. The coding region runs from base 1 to 2895 and encodes 964 amino acids.